AUGCAGGUUCCAGUCUCCAAUUUAAGAGCUGCAAUGAAUGGGCUUCAGGCUCGGACCUUUGGCGUCUGGACCCUGCUGUCGUCAGUGAUCCGUUGUCUUUGCGCCAUCGACAUUCGCAACAGGACCCUCUAUUACAUCACACUCUUCACCUUCUUUUUGGCACUUGUUCACUUCCUCUCCGAGGUCUUCAUUUACCACACUGCAGCCUUGACAAUUGGAGUUAUGGCACCCCUCAUGGUAGCAAGUUUCUCUAUUAUGGGGAUGUUGAUUGGGCUGCAGUACCUGGAGGUAGAAGCACUGUCACAAAAUAAGAAGAAAAACUGAAGCUGAAGACCCUGUGUAGGCAACAUUUCAACUGACUGAUUUCAAAGUCCAAGUCCCAGAGGAGUUUGGGUCAAAGCUUGUGGGGGACAGUUGGUGACUGCCUCCCUGGAGGAUAGCAGGUGAUGUCUCAGGCAUGCCCAGUGCACCAAGGACUUCUCUCCCUGUGUACCUGUGGGGAGGAGGUGUAGAGCUACCCAGAAUCCACUGCACACUUCAAACCAGAAAGAGAGAAUGAACAUGUGCUGCCCCUGGCACUGCUGUGUAACUUGCAUGUGUGUGUUCCUAAGGGGCCAUUUCUAAUAAAUGACAGAAAACUGCAGGGUGCUCUGUCUGUCUUUAUGCUACACAGCAGCAGGUGGAGGAUGUACAACCUCGAAGCAAACAGUAGUUUCUACUGUAUGUUGCAGGAUAAAUCAUCUCUCUUUACAGCAAACUCACCUUUCCCUGACUCCUUCCCACAAAGUUCCAUGUCUGACUGCUCACGCACACAGAGAAUUGUUGCACCUCUUGCUUCUGCAGCAUACUGGUGACAGCAAACUGCAUGCACCUGUGAGCAAGGAUGGAGCUAUCUUUGCAGUGAGCUAUAACUACAGAAGACUAAGAAAACAGGAACAGGUUUCUCAGACCUAGGUGAAAUAAUGCCCAAAGCAGAUGGACAGUGCAGAGAAGGUAGGAAAGAACCAGUGGGGUCUCCUAGCUAAGAAGACAGUGCGUGUGCAGAAGAAAGCAGAAAGACGCAGAAGAGAAGCAAAGAGCACAACAGUAGCACUGGGCAGAAAGAUGAUUCUUCCGGUCUGUAAAAUAUUUUUGAUUAUUAAAAGCCAGAUGUAGACUGUUUCAACCAUU
Messenger RNA from Athene cunicularia (burrowing owl), 1170 nucleotides. RefSeq names its product ergosterol biosynthesis 28 homolog (gene ERG28). The transcript is spliced from 5 exons. Gene Ontology annotation, molecular function: protein-macromolecule adaptor activity. Gene Ontology annotation, cellular component: membrane; endoplasmic reticulum. Bases 1 to 324 code for a protein of 107 amino acids. The record is from RefSeq and is a predicted model, not a curated record. Lineage: Eukaryota; Metazoa; Chordata; Aves; Strigiformes; Strigidae.